This is a messenger RNA of Gigantopelta aegis, 2857 nucleotides long. RefSeq lists its product as uncharacterized. Lineage: Eukaryota; Metazoa; Mollusca; Gastropoda; Neomphalida; Peltospiridae. Gene Ontology annotation, molecular function: protein binding. The record is from RefSeq and is a predicted model, not a curated record. The coding region runs from base 122 to 982 and encodes 286 amino acids. The transcript has 3 exons.
CUUAAACUGUUUCAUCAUACCCAAUCAUAGCACCAGUGGGAAAAAGGAGAGGAAGUCAGUGGCUGGGGAGGAAUACACGAAUGAGUAUUUAACGACAUCUGAGCACACAAAAAGACAGAAGAUGGCAACGGAAAUGGCUCUUUGGUUUUUCACCGUGUUGUGUGUGUCCGUCAUCAGCGAGUCCGCCCUGUCCGUGUGUCCGUCAGCUCACUACUUCAACCUCACCGAGUUCAAAUGCAAACAGUGUUCGAAAUGUCCCAUCAACCAAAUCAUUCGAAAGCCAUGCAUCAAGGACAGAGACACAGUGUGCGGACCUUUUAGGGAGUUUAACCGAUUCCACCAAGCACCCAAGAAUGGCGAAUUCAACCCUGGAUUUCCAUUUUCGGACAAUGAUACAAGCGACAAGCGACGCCAAGAUGGCGGCAGUCCCAGCAAAGACAAUCGUCUGUCUCCGUACGACACGACCACUCACGAUUCUUCCCAAGGUACCGUUGUUGACCUGACUUCGGUGAGUUCCGGUGAACGACAAUGGCGGACUCUCGCGAUCGCUCUGAUCGGAAUCCUGUGUGUCGUGUCUGUGUGUCUGAUCAGCUUCAUAUUCCUCUUCUGUUACUUCAAGCACAAGAGACAGAUAGUGGAGAAACAAGUCUUUUACGAUCCAGGUAUGAUGGGCUCCCAGAACUCGUACGUGCAAGUCAAGACUCACAUAUCAUCACGUGACAGACUGAAGAGCAACAUCAGGGUUCUGCGAGAAUUACGUCAGCACGAUUACGAUUCCGGAAGUGACGACAGUGCCCAAAACACAUUAACGCCAUCUAGCCACCUUCUCAGUCGCCAGUUGCCGCUCGUUCUUGGACCCAUUUUAGCAGACGAUUAUGACGCUGACAACAGCGGGCAGACAGUUUCCACAAACAAGUCUUCAGACUAUGUCUACUUCAACCGGCCACAUAGCGGAAGUGGCGUUUUGCCGGAACCAGUCUAGCAAAAUAAAAAUAUAUAAAAACAUAUUAAAAAAACUACUUUCUCUACUACUAGUGCUCAGAAAUUUUGUGAAAUAUAUGCUUUUGGUAGCAAUAUUUGAUGCAUAAUCCAGCUAUGUUGGCAAAGCCAACCAACCAAAGAAACAAACAAACAAGGUGCUGAAAGAUCGUGUGAUGAGUGUCUGGAUGCUCUGUGUAAUUUAAAAACGAAAACAACGAGCGAAACAACAAGACGUUGUACUUAAUGGCUUUUUUUUUCUGACAAGGAUCCGACAAGAUAAAAUUCAAGCUUUCGACUGGAUAAAAUUCAGUUUUGACGUCAAAUUAAAAUCUUGUCAGUGAUGCUGAAACUGAGAACGUGUUACAAAGCGAGAUAAACAUGUUUAAGAAAAAAGAAACAACACUUUUUGAUAUCGCUAUUGAUGACGUGUCGGGUUAUUAAGGUUAAUAGGAGUAGUUAUCUUCAUUUUGUAUGAUAGAUGAAAGUUCGCUAUGAUCGAGGUACUUUUUAUACAUGUUUAACGGUGUUGUCUGUACGUGAUGCCGGUUAUGAGAUAACGACUUGCGCUACGAUUAAUGUACACAGCUUCUUAAGACGAGGAUCCCAUUUUGUUCCAUGCAGCUUUUGAAAUGAUGUUCUACAAGUAUUUUCCUUGUUUUGACUGUUUACUGAUAGAACACUCGUAGAUGAAGUAAACUCUGUAUCGAACUCGAUCACAAAAUCCAUGAGACUUGUAAAUAAUUCUGACGAAUGAUGUGUUUUGUCUUACGAAUGUGAUAAUGUGUUAUGCGUAUGUGUUGCAAAGGAGGCUCAAACAUUGUUAAUAUGUAUGCGUGGAUAGCAUUUAAAAAAUGCCAAACGUUUUUAUUUUACAGAUACAGAAAUGGGAUAAAAUGUCACCAGUUCAACUAUUUUGUUCUUUUUUUAAAAGACUUCAACUGUAUACAUUACGCAGUUUGUAGAAAUCAGAUGCGCGAUCAGUUCAUGAGCGGCGUUGCACGAUUACGUCCGAGGUAUUAACGAAUCCAGUACAUUCUUUAACACUCGGAAAGAUAUUUUCGUAACAUUUCAUCUUCAGUUUGAAAGAUCACAAAUUUGUCCCAUUUGAAUUAAACAAAGCUUAUAAAAUUAUUUGCUUACUGUCUUAAAUUUGAUCUCAAAUAAUUGUUUGUUUUUAUGGUGUUUAAUCAGACCGCUUUUAAUCAGUCUGCCUUGGCCACAUUCUCCGAAUUCCUCGGGAGAUGUGUCCAAGACGAUACCUGUUUGUUAAGAGUCCUUCACUAUGUAUUAAAUAUUCAAACUGUAAAUCCUGAUAGACAUAUUAGUGAACUGACGAACAUCCCCGACUGAUAGACAUAUCCUGAUAGACACAUUAGUGAACUGACGAACAUACCCGACUGAUAGACAUAUCCUGAUAGACAUAUUAAUGAACUGACGAACAUACCCGACUGAUAGACAUAUCCUGAUAGACAUAUUAGUGAACUGACGAACAUACCCGACUCAUAGACAUAUCCUGAUAGACACGUUAGUGAACUGACGAACAUGCCCGACUGAUAGACAUAUCCUGAUAGACAUAUUAAUGAACUGACGAACAUGCCCGACUGAUAGACAUAUCCUGAUAGACAUAUUAGUGAACUGACGAACAUACCCGACUGAUAGACAUAUUAGUGAACUGACGAAAUGUUCGUGCAGCACGGUAAUACUAUGACCCCAACAACUACAUGUAGUUUCAUUCGACACCAGUUCGACAUGCACUGUUUAUAUUACAAAUGUACAAUGCAAACUCUUUCCAAUCAGUAUUUAUUGAAUAUCAUUCUUCUUUGUAUGACAACUUUGAAAUGAUUGUGAUCUGAAAUACAAUUUUAUACGUAAAACA